AUGAACACCAACAAGGUGGCAGAGGCUAAAUACGAGAAUGCUCCGACAUGGAUUUUUUGGGACAUUUCGUUCAUGCCGGUUCCCAAGGGUCAUUUGUCUAAAGCUGGUGAGAUCGCUCAGAAACUAAAGUCGGCGCUGAAUAAGUUGAACUAUCGUGGUCCAGUCUCCAUCAUUGCCUAUGGCAACAUGAAUCACGUCCCUACUUCCAUCAAGAAGGCUCUCUCUUCCGCUGGGAUUGCUCUUAACCACGUCUCCGGUGGGAGUCGUGAGACUAUCUCACAUUUUGAAGAUGACCUUUUGUUUCUGCUAAUGGAGAAUACUCCAGCUCCGGCUAAUCUAAUGCUCAUCGCUCGUCACCCGGCUCUCAUGGAUAGUCUUGGCGAGAUGCAAUCUGAAGGUUACAAUAUUCUCCUGGCAACUCAUCUAAAUGCUGAUGACUCUUUCUUGUCUUGUGCAACGACGGCAUGGCUAUGGGUGGGCUUAUGGGAUGAACCUGAACCUGAACCUGAACCAGCACCAGCAAGCUUGCCUGAACCUGAACCUGAACCAGCACCAGCAAGCUUGCCCUAG
This is a messenger RNA of Thlaspi arvense, 570 nucleotides long. The record is from the annotation of a GenBank genome assembly. NCBI's taxonomy places the organism in Eukaryota, Viridiplantae, Streptophyta, Magnoliopsida, Brassicales, Brassicaceae.